AUGAAAAUCGCUGGAUUCCUCUGGCUGAGUCUUCUCGGCGCCUCUAUUGCAACUGGCAAAACCCAUGGAGUAGUGAAAAGAAGCACUGUGAGCGAGAUAUUAGCCGGUAUCAAGAACACUGUAACCUGCGCUGCUUGUGAGAUUUUGGCCCAUCUAGGCAAUGAUGACUUUGUGGAUGUAGAAGACUCAGACAUUUGUGAGGGUGCCAUCGCUCAGGAAGGCCCUAUAUUGGCGCAUGACCUUCGCAAUAUGGAUAUACCCUCAACUGCUACCGCCCUCUUUUGCACGACAAUCUUCGGCCUCUGUGAUUAUCCGGCUGUUUCAGAGUAUGCGGUUGACUUUCCUUCAGCCAAACCGAUGAAUGCAUCUCGCCCCUCGCCCAGUGGAGGAACACCUAUUCAGGUCGUAGACAUUAGUGAUAUCCAUGUUGACCUAUCUUAUGAAACCAGCACUAGUUAUAACUGCACGAGAAACAUCUGCUGCCAGCCAUACACAUUGUCAGAUGCACCCGGCAAUACCAGCUAUCCUGCAGGCGAAUUUGGCGAUCACAGCUGCGACACUCCGCUUAGUCUGGAGGAGAGCAUGUAUGCGGCUAUACAGGAGCUGGUCCCCAACGCGGCAUUCACCAUCUUCACAGGCGACGUUGUGGAAGGUGCCCUCAAUCUCGUUUACGGAGUAAUUGGUAACCAUGACACGGCGCCUGUCAAUUGCUUUCCUCCAGCUGACAUCAACACAACCAUUUCAAGCCAAUGGGCGUACGAUACUCUUGCGUCUGACUGGACGCAAUGGAUAGGGUCGACCGCUGCCACCACAGUCCAAGACUACGGGGCGUAUUCCGUGAAGUACCCGGACGGAAAUCUGCGCAUAAUCUCCUUCCACACAAACCUGUACUACAAGGAGAACUUCUGGCUGUACGAAAAGAGCAUGGAGACCGAUCCAAGCGGGCAGCUUGCCUGGCUCGUCAAUGAGCUCGAUGCUGCGGAGACCGCCGGCGAGCGAGUCUGGCUGCUCGGCCACAUGCCGAUGGGCUGGCAUACCCUGAGUAAGCUUGUUCUCUGCGUGGUGAUGCUGCGUGGCCGGCUCCGUGGAUUGCCUGUCACGAUCGACAAGGCUAUCCUGUUGCCCGUGGAGCACCUCAUCCAGGCGGAACAGGAAGACGCGCACAUCCGCUUGGAACGGACGAUGAGUCGAAGCCGAAGUCGGACCAUGGCAUAA
This is a messenger RNA of Aspergillus fischeri NRRL 181, 1215 nucleotides long. RefSeq lists its product as uncharacterized. NCBI's taxonomy places the organism in Eukaryota, Fungi, Ascomycota, Eurotiomycetes, Eurotiales, Aspergillaceae. Bases 1 to 1215 code for a protein of 404 amino acids. The transcript has 5 exons. The record is from RefSeq and is a predicted model, not a curated record.